AUGGCAAAGAUGGCAUCUGAUUCGACCGUCCUCUCUUUUGAUGCGAAGCCAUACGCAUUUUCUUUCCCUUUGGCUCAUACUGCAUUGCUCAUUAUUGAUAUGCAGCGCGACUUCUUGCUGGCCAAGGGCUUUGGCGAGAUACAAGGCGGGAACUUGAAAGCCGUCCAGGCUUCAAUCGCCCCUACCAAGAGACUCCUUGAAGCGUGUCGGGGCGCGGGGAUGGCAAUCUUUCAUACUCGCGAAGGCCACAAACCGGACCUCUCAGACUGCCCUUCGGCAAAGCUAAUCAGGCAAGAAGCUGCGCCUGGUAACACACAACACAAGCUAGUCAUCGGCGACAAAGGAGAGCUAGGUCGCCUACUUACUCGCGGAGAGCAUGGCCACGAUAUUAUAGAUGAGCUCUUUUUGGAAUACGACCAUCUUCAUCAACUCAAAGCGAGAGCCAUUACACAUUUGAUCGUUUCUGGCGUCACCACUGAAUGCUGCUUCGCUACAACGAUACGAGAAGCCAAUGAUCGCGGCUUCGAAUGCUGUGGGAUUGAGGAAGCCACUAGUGGAUACAAUGAUGCCUGCUUCAAGGAAACGACAUUGGAUAUGAUACAUUGGUCCCAAGGUCUAUUUGGCUUCAUCGGUUGUUUGGAGCCUUUGCUGGGAGCUCUUGCGCACGUUUCAACCAAGAAAAUCCAAGUCGCUUCGACACCUCCCCAGACACCACGUACAUUUGAUGGUGAUCUCACCAUACCUGCUCUACAACAGGCCUACAAGAAUGGUCUUUCGCCAGUAACGGUUUCUGAGGCAAUCUACGACAAGAUUAAAGAAUAUCAAAAGAUAGACUCGGCAGUAUGGAUUCAUCUUCAGCCACGUGAAGCCAUUCUGGAGGCCGCAAGGCGACUGGAGCUGGAGUAUCCCGACCGGAGUGCUCUUCCGCCAUUAUUCGGCGUGCCAUUCAGUGCUAAGGACAGCAUUGACGUUGCUGGUAUUCCUACUACAACUGCAUGUCCACCACUUACUCAUGUACCAUCGGUCUCUGCUCCCGUCUAUGAGAAAGUCAUGGCAGAAGGUGCCUUGUUUGUUGGAAAGACCAACUUAGAUCAGUUGGCUACUGGCCUUGUGGGAUGCCGAAGCCCUUACGGCAUCCCUCACUCAGUAUAUCACAAGGAUUAUAUAAGCGGCGGGUCAAGCAGCGGAAGCACAGUGUCAGUCGGAGCUAGCCUCGUAUCCUUCUCGCUAGCGACAGACACGGCUGGAUCAGGAAGAGUUCCUGCUGGCUUCAAUGGCAUUGUUGGAUACAAGCCUACGCGCGGGACCAUCUCAUUCCGUGGCAUCACCCCAGCUUGUCUAUCUCUAGACUGCAUUGCGCUGUCCACCAAGACUGUGUCUGAUGCUCGAACGGUAUGGCAAAUACUUGAAGGUCACGACCCACUCGAUCCCUACGCAAAACCCCAAAUAGCCUUUGAGCGUCACAUAAACAGUAUUGGGCCGCAAUCGCGUACCUUCAAGUUUGGCGUUCCCCCUCCUGAGGCACUGGCAAUCUGCUCAACACCUGCUCGUCGCAUGUUCAACGAAACAAUAUUAAGACUCCAGAAGAUGGGUGGAGUCCUCACGCAGAUAGACUGGUCACCAUUUCAGAAAGCCGGACAACUGCUCUACGAUGGAACGUUCGUCUCCGAACGCUUGGCGUCUCUACCCGACGACUUCCUGGGGAAGAACCGCUCAGCCCUACACCCAGUGACUGUCCAGCUUAUGGAUGCUGUCACGGACCGAAAGAGCUCAGCCGUAGAUGCAUAUCGCGAUCUACAAGCCAAAGCUCUCUACACACGACAAGCGGAACAGGUGUUUGCAUACUCGGCCUCGGGUGUGGAUGUCAUUGUUGUACCCACGGCGCCUACACAUUGGAAAAUAAAAGAAGUGCUUGCUGAUCCCAUCAGAAAGAACAGUACACUGGGUGAGUUUACGCAUUGUGGAAAUGUGUUGGACUUGUGUGGUGUUGCUGUUCCCGCAGGUACAUAUCCUGUUGCAGAGUUGAGUGGUCAAGAGACGGAUGAGGGUGUGUUGCCGUUCAGCAUAACAUUGCUAAGUGGCUCUAGACUUGAUGCUGAGCUGCUGGAGAUUGCGAGAAGAUUCGAAAAGAGUUUUACGCAGUGA
Pyrenophora tritici-repentis Pt-1C-BFP is the source of this 2145-nucleotide messenger RNA. The record is from RefSeq and is a predicted model, not a curated record. Lineage: Eukaryota; Fungi; Ascomycota; Dothideomycetes; Pleosporales; Pleosporaceae.